Betta splendens (Siamese fighting fish) is the source of this 847-nucleotide messenger RNA. It is a transcript of the gene snrnp25, whose product is annotated as small nuclear ribonucleoprotein 25. The transcript has 5 exons. Gene Ontology annotation, biological process: mRNA splicing, via spliceosome. The record is from RefSeq and is a predicted model, not a curated record. Gene Ontology annotation, molecular function: protein binding. NCBI's taxonomy places the organism in Eukaryota, Metazoa, Chordata, Actinopteri, Anabantiformes, Osphronemidae. Bases 214 to 753 code for a protein of 179 amino acids. Gene Ontology annotation, cellular component: U12-type spliceosomal complex.
AACACGCUACGCUGUCCUUCCGGAAUACAAUCUAAACCGAACGCAUUAUUUACUGUGAUUUCACGCCGCGAAAUACUUUUUAGAUAAACCUACGUUGACGUUUGUGUCUAGUGUUGUAUUGUUUUGUCUUAUACCUACAAUUAUACACAGACUUAACUCCACCGAUCGGAUCAACCGAGGCUGCCGUUAGUUGAUUGACUGCGGUGUCUGCAGAUGGAGGAGCAGGAUCAGGACGCUGCUGGAGAAGAAGACACUGAGAAGUAUGAACAAGAGGAGGAGGAGGAGAACCUGAAAGCGAUGGCAGCUGCAGAGGUAGAGGAGGAAGACGAGGAGGCGCUUCCUCACUCAGAGAUCCUGGACAUUUUCGAAGAGGGACUUGCUCGACUCGUACAGGACCCUUUACUUUGUGAUCUACCAAUCCAGGUGACUUUGGAGGAGGUGAAUUCCCAGAUUGCUCUGGAGUAUGGCCAGGCGAUGACCGUCAGGGUUUUGAAGGCUGAUGGUGAAAUAAUGCCCAUAGUGGUGGUGCAAAAUGCUACUGUCCUUGACCUGAAAAAGGCCAUUUGCAGAUUCAUGGAGCUGAAGCAACAACGAGAAGGAGGAGUGAAACAUAUUAGCUGGAGAUAUGUUUGGAGAUGUUAUCAUUUAGUAUUUCAAGGGGAAAAGCUUGACGAUGACAAGAUGAGGCUUAAAGACUAUGGGAUCAGGAACAAAGAUGAAGUAACUUUCAUGAAGAGACUGAGGAAAAAGUGAUGUCAGACAAAAACAUUUCCUGGAGCUACCACUUGAAAUUUAAUUUUUGUAUUGCUGUGUCUGUGGGAAAAUAAUAAAAUUUAUAUCUACAGUG